UAAUGUAGUAAGGCUAAGUUGCGUAUAUGGUCUGCGCAUUAAUAAUAUUAGUGAGUAGAUCAUUUCGAUGGGUAGGAUGUUUCGUUAGGACACCGGCGAUGAGGACUGUCACACAUAAAGGUGACCACCCCAAACCCGGACUUCUGUCGUACUUUUGGAGAAUAUGGUGCAUAGAACACGACAGCAAUACACCACCAAUAACCAUUCGCCUCGCACUUCAUUUGCAUAAAUGUCCUCAACCUUCCGUAGUGCCUCCUGGACUUCUGCUCAUUGCCGGGUCGGAUGUACACCGCUUAUACGAAAGGCAAGCUGCAGAGUUAAGCCUUGGAAAGAACACAAUGUGGUGGUUGUGUCCGUUAAAGAGUGCAGGAUAAGGCACAGUAAAAGCGGCCAAAUUUACAGAAUACUUUCGCUAGGCACUUACCUCAGAAUCGCGACGAUCUGACGCGGGGGCGUCGCUAUCUUAAACUCUUAUUAGAGACGCCACAACCCCCCAUAAUCCCGUUACUUCGACAUAUGCGUUAAAUGGAAAAGCGUGCCCCCCGUGGAGUUUUCACGCAAAGAUGGGGGUGCCCGUGGAGUCUGUUAUAUUCAGGUAUUCGAGUUUUAGCGCAAUCACCUAUGCAUGUCAGAACGCAGAACGCGAGGAAGAAGGGGCUGGAAGCCUAAUUCCACUGGGCGGGUUGCGGGGGGCGUCGGGGCUCUGAAAGAUUUGAGUCUGGAUGCCUGAGAUCAGUGGUUCAGGGACUAAAGCCCCCGAAAGACAACCCAUCACCCCAGAAGCCAAAUAUUGUGUAUCCUAUCCAGGAUCCGUGCCUUAUUUGCGCUCCAUGGGCGACGGGUGGUUUCUUGCCCCAAAAGACAAAUAGAUUGCAUUAAGCCACAAUAGAAAAUGGGUGAUGGAUAUGAGCGUCUAUUUUAAAUACAUAAAUAAAUAAAUGAACCCGCCUUGAUCCAACACCGGGUCGAAGCACCACAGCCGCAUCGGCUGGGCAGGAGACCAGUUCAUCACGCCCAGCCCUCGUCCACACACACAGAUACUGACCGCCACUGCACCUGCAAAUCUUUGUUGUGCCCUGAAGAAAAGCGCAGCAGACAUGUGGAGUACGAAGAAACUAUUUCCGUUACAUGGCAAAUAAUUCUGACUGUCGCCGCCGGAAGGACCCACCGACCUUAAGCCCGACCAUAUUCAUUGCGUCAAGCAGUUGUCUUCAGAGCACCAAUGCGCUAUUAUAAUAUCAUAGUUUUGUUUCAUUAGUUCGUUUAAUAUUGUAAGAAUUGAUCACUGGUAAGUUUGUCAAUCGGUGAUAAGGCACAUUAUAAAUGAACGCCGAUGGGUGGUCAGCGCCGCCGAAUCGAAGCAGUUUUGCUGUCCAGUCAGAAGACCAUCUCUGUGCAGUGUGCUCGAUCUUCAAAAGUUUGCUCCUGACUCGAGUAUGCCAUGUUUAUUAGCACGCCUUCAUAACCCUCGGCGUGUCCCUGAGCUCGCAGAUGGAGUGGCAUCCUGUCCCCGGCUGGUUGCACCCUGGCAUCCGAUGGUUGCGUAGCCUGCGGCCCCUCUGUAACCUGAAGCGGAUACAGCGGAUUCAAAAGGUGGGCGGACGCCUGCUGAUUCCCAUCAUCCUAGUUUCCAAAGAGUUAACGAGUCCGACUGUUCUCAUCAUCGCUUGUGUUAUUUGCCUCGUAUUCUGUGAAUGACAGAGAGGUAGAUGCAGAGGUGGAGCGUAAGAAGGGAGGGGGAGCGCGCGCACCGAGGCAGCCUGACAGUAAUCGCAGGCAUCUGCGCCGCGUUCUUGCUGGAGACAGACUGAGACCGCACAAGAGCGCAUCUGAAAGACGAAAUAAAACAACCAAAAAGACAAGGGAGAAAGGUGGACAAAAGAGGAGAAAAAGAAGACCCUGGUAGGCGAAUGCGAAAAGACUGGAUCGCGACUGCCGUUUCAUUCGCAUAAACGAGAGCGAAAGUAAAAAGAAGAAGAAGAUGCCUCGAAAACUCUCGCUAGGAUGCAAAGGAAGGCGCAGACUCGCGGACUAACACGAGCUUCGGCUGACAUGGAAAGCGCUUGGCAUUUCUUGCUGGGUUUGAAGAGAUGAAAGUUUACUAGUGCGGAGAAAUAAACGAGCUGCUUAAAAAAAAGCAAGAAAUCUGUAAAGCUGGUCCUUCAAAUUGUUUAUUUCUGAAAAAUGAAGAAGGGGAAACAAAAAAUGCACACCAGUCCUUCUUCAAUGCAGAAGAUGUGAGGCCACGAGAGCAUCGCUAUCCAUCCUGCUUGAAAGGAAGUACCUGAUCCUCAGCCUAUGGAAAGACCAUUCAUAGAGUUCUGACAUCCCAAGUGACCACACAUACUGAAGACCUGAAAGUGAGGCCACCACCUGUCACACUACCCUUAAAUGGUGAGGGAGGUCAGCAGUUUCCUUCAUAUUAUUUUGACAUGUGAGCAUCUGUUUUUUAUUUAGUUGAUUACUUUGACUCACUUUUGCAUUUUGGGAUAUUCACUCAGCAAAUUGAACAGAAGUCAUUACAUCUCAUGACAGAAGACUAACUUUCCUGAGCUGACAAAAAGGAUCAAAACACCAGUUGAGGGGAACAAAUAAGCUGGCCAGUAUGAAUUAGGUGGACUCUGUCUUCUGGAAGACAUUUCUUCUCCCUUUCUCCUUCUAUCAAGCUUACAUCCAAAACCAUACUGCGCAUUCAAGCAGUGGUGCACAAGAUAAGAAGGCCAUAAAUAAAGUCUCAGGAAUGCAGCAGAAUGAUGGGCGAGUUUGCAUUAACUCCUGAUUGCUGACAUGGCACCGAGCACUAUGAUGAUCUUGUGUAGUCCAAAGUCUGCCACUGGUUUUCGUAAGAGGCAAUUUUGGAAGAGCAUUUUAGAUUUAUAUUAGAAGAAUAAAUGGAUCAGCAUAUUGUCAUACAAAGCCUGCAGUGGUGAAAGAGUUGUGAAAUCCAGCUGGUUAUGAGGUGGAGAAGAUCCGUGGCACCUUAAAUUCUGGGCUGUAGUCACAAUUUUAAUCUGUGUCACCCCUUGCCAUCUCUAAUGCCCUGCUGUUGCUCCAUUGGUGUGAACCUUGCAGGAACUCUCUGUACUCUGGGCCUGUUUACCCCCCUGACCCAGUUCUUUUAGAAGUGCCUACUGCCUAAGGUUUUGACUUUUUCUUUUUUUUUGCUUUUGUUUUUUAAGGGUUUGUAUAAUUAGACUGCACUGUGGAGCUGUGCAGGGCUGCCUUAAUCAUGUUCUCUCUUUGAGGUUGCCACCCCUGCUCUCUGUCACUUUGUGACCACAAUCCUUGUGUCUGCAACUCCCUCCUAUUCUUGCCUUAUGCCUAAAGCCUCACUCACUAGUGCCCCACGGCCAUGCCAAUAUCUGUGAUGGAUGUGACCAACGCCAAGUCAUACUAUUGGGAAGUCUUUGCUCCAAUGCCCACUCGCCGGGUUUACUGCACCCCCGUCUAUGAUACAGGGCUCUUGUAUGUGGUGGGUGGUUGCAGUGAGACAGGUCUGCCUUUAGAUACCACAGAAGUGCUGGACAUGGCUUCCCAGACUUGGACCACCCUACCACCGCUGCCUACCCCUCGUGCAGGAGCAGCAGUAGUCCUGGUGGGCAAGCAGUUACUUGUGAUUGGAGGAAUGGAUGGUGAACAGAGGCCACUUUCAUCAGUUGAGAUCUACAACUCAGAUGAAGGCAGGUGGGAGAAGAAGGCAAGCUUGGGACAGCCCUCCAUGGGCAUUACAGCAUUGGAGACAGAAGGGAAGGUUUAUGCUUUGGGAGGAAUGGGAUCCGACACAUCUCCUCAGGCUCUGGUGCGUGUUUACAGCCCCGGGAAGGACCAGUGGCAGCCUCUCCCAUCCAUGCCAACUCCACGAUAUGGUGCCAGCUCUUUUUUACGGGGGAAUAAGAUCUACGUUUUGGGAGGACGACAGGGUAAACUGCCUGUGACGGCCUUUGAAGCCUUUGACCUGGAGGUGAAAAGUUGGACUCGGUACCCCAGCAUCCCCAGCCGUCGUGCCUUUGCCUGCUGUGCAAUGACGGACAAGUGCUUCUUCAGCUUGGGAGGGCUUCAGCAGCCAGGACCCCACAACUUCUAUUCCCGACCUCAUUUUGUGAGUGCGGUGGAAGUGUUUGACACCGAGCAGGGAGUUUGGAGCAAGCCAACACGCACAUUACGUAUGAGGGAGAAGCGGGCAGACUUUGUGGCAGGAUAUCUCGGAGGAAGAGUCAUCGCUGUUGGAGGUUUAGGAAAUCAGCCAUCUCCACUGUCAUCUGUGGAAGGUUACAACCCAGGGAAGAGAAAAUGGGAGUACCUGGCCCCUAUGCCAAGCCCACGGUGUUCAUGUGCAGGACUUCAAACUGAACACAUUCUCUUUGUCAUCGGAGGUGUGGCUCAGGGUCCCAGCAAUGCUGUGGAAGGACUUUGUAUAAGGGAAUGCGUGUAAAACAGUGUGGAAAUAUAAUUGCUUUAUUCCCACUACUGCCACCAAAACUGAAAAAAAAAAAAAAACAAAAAAAAAAAGUCUCUGUCUUGCCACUCCAAUCUGCAGAAAGCACACAAGAGCAUGGAACUCUUUUUUCUGUCUGCAGUUGUUCAGUAGGCUUGUGGUUUUUGGUUUGGUGUGCAUUUAGAUUAGCAGGCAACAACGUACAAAAUCGUAGAUCUCACUUUAGCCUAAAGCUCUUGAGCUUUUAGCAUAAACCAAGAUCUCAGUUUUGCUUAGGAUGUGGGUGGGUGGCCAAGAACAGUAGGUGAUGUGAAGUCAAGGUUCUCUUCAAAGUACCAUAUUCAUGGAGAGGCGUGGGAGCCCAUGCAAAUGUGCAUUACCCUUUGUCAAAGGGAGCACAGGGCUGAUCAGAGACACUGGAAAAGGACUUCUUAGUAGCAAGGAAGCCUUACACAACUCACAUCUGCACUUCUUGGGGUUCAAAUUUGCUGACUACAAAGUGUUGUAGGAGCAGUUGUCGCUUUGUAAUAUUGUAGUAAAUUUGUCCUUUUUGAAAGUAGCUUUCUAAUGCAAGUAAUGGUCCUUGAAAUAAAGUUUCAAUUUGUCAAUUUUC
Molecule: messenger RNA, 5048 nt
Organism: Polypterus senegalus (gray bichir)
Lineage: Eukaryota; Metazoa; Chordata; Cladistia; Polypteriformes; Polypteridae
Product: kelch domain-containing protein 8B-like
Exons: 7
Coding region: 3353-4432 (359 amino acids)
Molecular function (GO): protein binding
Source: RefSeq, a predicted model, not a curated record